AUGGCAGAAGACGGAGGAAGAGGGAAGGCCAAUGGUCACCGCUGCAUCCACCGCAAGGCUCUUGACUGGGCACAUAGUGCGUACUACAGAUACUCUGUGGAGACGGGAAUCUGCGUCUUGGAGUGGUGGGAGGCGGCUCUUGUCAAUCUUUACUUUUUGCUCUUGCUCUCUUCGCUAGCUAGGCAGAUGGUGAGAAUAGGGAUUUAUUUAAUUGAAAUGCUGCUAAAGUACAGACUCUUCCUAGGAAGGUCUUGA
Messenger RNA from Encephalitozoon cuniculi GB-M1, 255 nucleotides. RefSeq lists its product as uncharacterized. Lineage: Eukaryota; Fungi; Microsporidia; Unikaryonidae. The transcript has a single exon. The record is from RefSeq and is marked provisional. The coding region runs from base 1 to 255 and encodes 84 amino acids.